This is a messenger RNA of Lampris incognitus (smalleye Pacific opah), 1850 nucleotides long. Its product is annotated as gonadotropin-releasing hormone II receptor-like. The record is from RefSeq and is a predicted model, not a curated record. NCBI's taxonomy places the organism in Eukaryota, Metazoa, Chordata, Actinopteri, Lampriformes, Lampridae. Gene Ontology annotation, molecular function: gonadotropin-releasing hormone receptor activity; peptide binding. The transcript is spliced from 3 exons. Bases 1 to 1137 code for a protein of 378 amino acids. Gene Ontology annotation, biological process: G protein-coupled receptor signaling pathway. Gene Ontology annotation, cellular component: membrane.
AUGAACACUACCCGUUGCGAGACCACAGUCAGCAUGUACCACCAAAAAUCAGAACAAACUCUCAACAGCAGCUGUGGUUGGCUGGCUCUUCUUUGUAACUUGACCUCAGCAGACAGCACGCUGGAGCUACCAACGUUCUCCAUGGCGGCAAAAGUCAGAGUGAUCAUUACAUUCAUACUAUGUGUCAUAUCUACUGUCUGCAAUCUGGCUGUGCUGUGGGCGGCCAAUGAUCACAAGCGCAAGUCUCACGUCAGGGUACUGAUCAUCAACCUGACUGCAGCUGAUCUCCUGGUCACCUUCAUAGUGAUGCCCAUGGAUGCUGUGUGGAACAUCACGGUUCAGUGGCUGGCUGGAGACUUGGCUUGUCGGCUCCUCAUGUUCCUUAAACUGCAAGCAAUGUACUCAUGCGCCUUUGUCACUGUUGUCAUUAGUUUGGACCGGCAAUCAGCCAUCCUCAACCCUCUGGCGAUCAGUGAGGCCAGGAGGAGGAACGGGAUCAUGCUGCUGGUAGCAUGGAGCAUGAGCGCUCUGCUCUCAGUCCCUCAGAUGUUCAUUUUCCACAAUGUAACUAUCAGCUAUCCGGAAAAAUUCACUCAGUGCACCACAAGGGGAAGUUUCAUCACUCGCUGGCAGGAGACCGCCUACAACAUGUUCACAUUUUCCUGCCUCUUCCUACUGCCUCUGGUCAUGAUGAUCACCUGCUACACCAGAAUCUUCAUCCACAUCUCUAAGCGAAUGACAAAGCACAGCUUGUCCUCCAGUGAAGUACAUUUACGAUGCUCAAAGGACAACAUCCCCAAAGCACGCAUGAGAACUCUGAAAAUGAGCAUCGUCAUCGUGAUCUGCUUCAUAAUCUGCUGGACCCCAUACUACCUGUUGGGCCUGUGGUACUGGUUCUUCCCAGACCACCUGGAAGGGAAAGUCUCCCACUCCUUGACCCACAUCCUGUUCAUCUUUGCGCUUCUCAACACCUGCCUGGAUCCCAUUAUCUAUGGCCUGUUCACCAUCCGCUUUCAUAAGGGGCUGAAGAGACACUGCCACAGAGGCACGGUGACAUCUCAACUGGGGAGUAACUUGAUGAUAAUGAAACGUUUUAAAUAUUCUGCUGAAAGACAAGUAGCUGCCGUCGGUGUGUAGAGACCGGGGCCUCGUUUCCCAAUAACGAUAGCUUUUCCGAAGUAAAGAGCGUUUCUUGAAGUGUCAAUUGAAGGCUUGUUCUUUACACGAGAGCAUUUCUCAAAGUAGCACAUGGAGCGACAGCGUGCAGUCAUUAUUUACGUGCAUGAGACCCAUAAGUGGUUUGUCUGCAUGGCAAUGAGUCGCUGAACAUUUCUUUUGAAAAUAGUUUUCCCCCUCUCCCUGUCCCUUCUCCAGUAGCUCACCAUUUCAGUUGCAUCAGUUACCAAAGUCAGCAAUUUUGGUUUUUGUCUCUAUUAUUAUUAUUACUAUUACUAUUAUGGUGAUGAUGACGAUGAUGAUGAUGAUGAUGUCAUAAUUCCGUUUUACCCUCUUCUAUGGCACACCACUUCAUUCCAUCGAAAACCUGUUUUAUAAAUAAUGGAACAUAUAAAAUAUAUAAAUGUAAAUAAUAAUACAAAUUUAAUACCAUAGCCUAACAAACCUUAAAAAUCACAAGUUGGGCGUCCGGGUGGCGUGGCGGUCCAUUCCGUUGCCUGCCAACACGGUAACCUCCGGUCCGAAUCCCCGUAUUACCUCCAGCUUGGUCGGGCGUCCCUACAGACACAAUUGGCCGUGACUGCGGGUGGGAAGCCGAAUGUGGGUAUGUAUCUUGGUCGCUGCACUAUAGCACCUCCUCUGGUUGGUCGGGGCGCCUGUUUGAGGGGGGAGAG